AUGUCUUCGUACCAACCGUGGGGCCGUUUUAUUCUUAACGAGAUAGGUAUCGAGGAGGCUCGAAUCUGCUGCGGGACUACCAAGACGGGCGUCCCGUGCAAGAACUCCAUCAAAAUCCAAGACAUCAAGGCUGGCCAACAGCAACUGGCAAAUCUUGCAACACGAUCACUCGACUUCUCGACUUUACGACCUAUUUUAUGUGAUAUUGCAAAAAACUUUCUCUGUGCCAGAUGGCACCGGCAGCGACAGGCAAACCACGUUGGCCAGAAGUGGUAUGAGGCCGUGGCUCGCAACGCGGAACAAGCGGGUCACAUCUCCGAGGAUGCUUCUGUCGCAUUUGAUACGGAUGCCAGUCAGAGCCAGCGGCCCACUCUCACGACUCCCUCAGAGUCGGAGAUUCCCCGCAGGGUUACUCGUCAGAACGAGGAGAGACAAAUGCCACCGGGCCGUGACCCCGUUCCUCUCGAGCCAUUAGAAAGGACAGUUCGAUACGUCACGGCAUCGAUGCUGCGCACCGACAGUGUUCCGUGGUGUAUCUCGUCGGCCGAACCAGCCACUCUAUCCGGGUUCAAUAUCGGGGCGGGGAUGCAACAUCUGGAACUGCACAGUCUCACUCGUAGCGACGAGGUGUCUCUUAUACAUUGUCCCUUUUGUCUGGGUGAUGGGGAAGACCAGGCGGAUGAGAGCGUGAUCCUACGUUGCAAAGCGUGCCGGGGAUUAGCUCAUCUAGGCUGCGUGGAGGAGUGGCUGGAGAAGCGCGAGGUGGUAUCUAACGUGUCCUGCUGUACCUGCCGAAGGGACGACGCUCUGGAUGCCCUGCUCCGCUUGCCGAGGACCAUCACGACAAAUCCCGACAUCGAUGUUGAAAACGCGAGAGUACAUGCAUCUCCAGUGGCGGAAGAGACGAAUACCAUCGAAAACCCUCGGCGGGCCGGUUCAGCCCGUCUCCCGGCGCAGUCAGGGUCGUCGCGCCGCAGAUCAACGGUGUCUGACGCGAGACGCAGUGUCCGUCGGUCAGCCCGUCUGGCUAACACCACUCCGCUUCGCCGGUCGUCGCGUCUGAACCGAUCAUAA
Molecule: messenger RNA, 1074 nt
Organism: Penicillium cataractarum
Lineage: Eukaryota; Fungi; Ascomycota; Eurotiomycetes; Eurotiales; Aspergillaceae
Exons: 2
Coding region: 1-1074 (357 amino acids)
Source: RefSeq, a predicted model, not a curated record